AUGCAAUCAGUGAGGAGAAGCUCGCGAUUAACUCGCAACAACAACGCAGCAAAUCGAUCAACGCCGGCUCCUGAAACUGCUGGGUCCAGCUCUCGGAAAAACCCACGCAAAUCCUCUCAACGCCGAAUCAGAUGCACUCCGCCACCGGAGGACUCUGAACCUGAAGUGGAGUCCCUGUCCGAAGAGAACUCAUCGGAAGAUGAAGAGGACAUGCAGGAAGAGAUCCUUCCCAAAGAAACGAGGUAUGAGAACAGCCGAUCUGCGUUUCAGACACUGAAUCAAGAGAAACCAGACCUACUGCGACCAUCAAAGAGACCUCUGUCGGCCCGAUUCAUGACCCAAGGGGCUAGAGAAAGGUAUGUCAAUCUCAAACCGAGGCAGUUCAUUCACCAGCAACGCCUCUCUCUCACGGACAAGGACCUUCAAGAUGUCAAGAAGGUAGUUGCCGACGCCGGACUACUCUACACGGUUUGUGACUCUGACUCCUUUCAGCCGUCUGUAGUACGAGAAUUCAUAGCCAAUCUAGGUGAUGCUGAACCUCGCGGAGAUGGAGUUGCGGUCUAUGUACGAGGAUCGUUGGUGGAAUUCUCUCCAAGUUUGAUUAACACAAUGUACUGCAUCCCACAAUUGGAGGAAGAUUCGAGUUGGGUGAAUGAGAAUCUUGAUAAAGUCUGCACCCUCCUCUCUGGCAACAGAAUCAAACGCGGGGAAGACAUGAGCUCGAAGUACUUGACAGUCACAAAUCAAGUGUUAUACAAGCUAGUGUGCUCAAACUGGAUCCCAACGAUGAGCUACACAGCCAUGAAUGCAGAACGUCUUCGUUUCGUCUACAUGCUCUAUCAUCGGAGAGGCUUCAACUUCGGGAAAAUUGUCUACAACCAGAUUCUGAAAAUGGCUGAGAACACUGAAACCGAGAAGAAAAGAAGGAUCAUUUUGCCCACCCUAAUCCAGCAAGUCAUCCUUAUUCAGCGCAAUAUACCUCCUGACACCAGUGAUGAAGCGGAGUCAGACUUCCCUAAACUAGUUGUCAAGGACAAGAAAGCUGGUCUUGCCUCUGGAGCUGAGUCAAAAGAGCCAAAUCUCGAAGAAGACAUUGACCAAGCGAUCACCUUCCUCAAAGGAAUUCGCCGCAGGCUCAGGAGUAAGAUGUUUUUACGGGGUGAAUAUGGUCUCAGUCCCUAUCUAAUGGUUUUUGUCUUAAUGUGCAUCUCUGCAGGGGGAGAAUAUCCACACCAAAGGGAGAAUGAAGACACAAAGAGUGAAGACACAGAGAGUGGCUGA
Molecule: messenger RNA, 1281 nt
Organism: Brassica napus (rape)
Lineage: Eukaryota; Viridiplantae; Streptophyta; Magnoliopsida; Brassicales; Brassicaceae
Exons: 1
Coding region: 1-1281 (426 amino acids)
Source: RefSeq, a predicted model, not a curated record